Messenger RNA from Gongylonema pulchrum, 432 nucleotides. NCBI's taxonomy places the organism in Eukaryota, Metazoa, Nematoda, Chromadorea, Rhabditida, Gongylonematidae. The record is from the annotation of a GenBank genome assembly.
AUGAGUGAUCUGGAUAACGCUGAUACAACGCUGCCUUGGUCUUCAUCUCGCUCCACGUCCGAUCAUCCAACAGUGGAAGCACCUCACAGUCAUCUGGAAGCUGCACCACCAAAUGUUCCAGGUCCAGCAAAUGGACAAGUGCGCAAGUACCGCGGCUCACAUCGAUCGUUCACACGGCCUUAUUCCGCAAAGACUGUUUUCUUUUACAAAGAAGGCGAUGUGUAUUUCACGGGUCUUCGAGUACCGGUAUCGAAGGCUCGUUAUCGUACCAUUGAAUCGCUGCUUGACGACUUGAAUAGCAAUAUUUCAAUGCCAUUUGGCGUACGCCGUUUAACGACCCCACGUGGCAAAACAGCCAUUAAAAGUAUUGAUGAACUGCAACAUUUCGGGCGGUUAGUUACUGUUUUUGUGCAAGUAAAAAUCUUAUUGUAA